Messenger RNA from Coffea eugenioides, 1173 nucleotides. RefSeq names its product aquaporin NIP1-1-like. Lineage: Eukaryota; Viridiplantae; Streptophyta; Magnoliopsida; Gentianales; Rubiaceae. The record is from RefSeq and is a predicted model, not a curated record. Gene Ontology annotation, molecular function: channel activity. Gene Ontology annotation, cellular component: membrane. The coding region runs from base 1 to 1173 and encodes 390 amino acids. The transcript is spliced from 6 exons. Gene Ontology annotation, biological process: transmembrane transport.
AUGGCAGACACAUUAGAGACUAAUCAAGACCAUGAUAUUGUUGUGGAGGUAAAAGAUGAGUAUUUAGUUUCCAACAAAUCUAACAACUCUUCAGGCGGUAUGGUACCUAUUCAAUUUCUGCAACAGUUAAUGGCUGAGCUAAUAGGUACCUACUUGCUGAUGUUCACUGGGUUUACUUCAAUUGUGGUGAAUUUGGGCAAGGACAAUAUUCUCACCUUCCCAGGAGUAGCAAUCCUGUGGGGAUUGGAUGUAAUGGUGAUGGUUUACACAGUUGGACAUAUCUCUGGAGCUCAUUUUAAUCCUGCUGUCACCAUUGCUUUUGCCACAUGCAAGAAGUUUGCAUGGAAACGGGUACCUGCUUAUAUUUGUGCUCAACUCUUCGCAUCAACUCUAGCAAGUGGAACCGUCCGGCUUGCUUUUGGCGAAGAACAUUAUCACUCUGUAGGCACCCUUCCGGCGGGGUCUAACGUCCAAUCUUUACUUUUGGAGUUUGUGAUAACAUUCUAUCUCAUGUUCGCUGUGUCCGGUGUUUCCACUGACGAACGAGCGACACCAGAACUCGCUGGAAUAGCUGUUGGAGCCACCGUCACAGUUAAUUCUUUGCUUGCCGGGCCAAUUUCAGGGGCAUCAAUGAAUCCAGCCAGGAGUUUGGGGCCAGCAAUCGUAUCAAAUUGCUAUACUGGAAUAUGGGUAUACAUCGUUGGUCCUAUAGCUGGAGCCUUAGCUGGUUGCUGGGUUUACAACAUUGUCAGGUUAAAAGACAAGCCGCCCAGUACUGAAACUGUUAGAGAAACUGAAGAAGCAGGAUUAGGAGAAGAAGAUCUUGGAGGUGUUUCGCGGGUAGAGAUCAAUAUUCCCCUAUUAGAUGCAAUCAAACAAGUGUCGAAGUAUGCAAAGUUUUUGAGGGACCUGUGCAUCAACCGAAGGAGGCUAAGGGGAGAUAAAAGGGUCAUCGUGGGAGAGAAUGUGUCAGCGGUUCUACAAAGGAAGUUCUCACCGAAGUGUGGGGAUCCAGGUAUGUUUACUAUCCCCUGUAAGAUAGGCAACACUUUGAUUAGGAAAGCCAUGCUGGACUUAGGGGCAUUGAUUAAUGUAAUGCCUAAAUCUAUCUAUACUUCUGUGAACCUAGAUCCAUUAAAAGAAAUUGGGAUAAUAAUUCAAUUAGCUGAUUGA